AUGUUCUAUCUGGGACCAAAUGAACGAAUUUUCGUGACAUGGUUGUAUCUAACAAUCGGAAUCCUUGAUACAAUCUUCGUCUUUGCCUCUUGUUGGAUCAUGUACAAACACUCGACCGAAUCGAUGAAAGUUUAUCGAUGGGUGAUGCUGAAUUCGGUGGAUUCUACUCAAGAGAUUCAGAUAACCGGCUACAUUUCCGAUGUCACCGCCUCGAUUUUUGCUCCAAUUUUUAUUGAUCAAUAUGCCGGUUACUACUCGGCUUCAUUUAUCCAAUUUGCGCCAUUUCUUCAGCACUUGAUAGCUUGUAUCUACAUGAUUUUCGUGCAUUACAAUUACGUGGCCAUCUCAUUGACAUAUUACUUCCGUCUUCGAAUCAAUUUAAACUAUGAAACGACUCGUCUCUCAAACAAGGCUGUCUCCAUCGCUUACCCAUUUCUCUACAUGACUGGACCGGUGACUUUAUGGGCGAUGACAAUGCUGUAUUUUGAGGACAUUAACGGAACAACUAAUUCAUAUGUCUUAAAAAAGCAU
This is a messenger RNA of Mesorhabditis belari, 531 nucleotides long. The record is from the annotation of a GenBank genome assembly. NCBI's taxonomy places the organism in Eukaryota, Metazoa, Nematoda, Chromadorea, Rhabditida, Rhabditidae.